CCUCUUGUGGCUUAUUACGCUCGGAGCAGGGACAGCCUUCUGAAGCCAAGCAUGUGUGGCCCUCCACGCCUGCCCUGAGACUGAGGGCGACAAACCCACAGCGACAAGCUCUUAGGCACAGAGAAGGAUGUUCGAACUUUAGGACUUUCAUCCCCUCCUCACGUUGCUCCUAACCCUGUUCCCACUUUUAUCAUGGAGCUGAGAAAAGCCUACCUGAAUCUAAAGACGGUUCUUCUGACAAUGAUGAUGUUCAAGUGGGGAACCCUCUGCACAGCUGCAUCAGACAGGUGUUUGUCUGCACCGUGCCAGAAUGGAGCUACUUGUGUGGACACCCAGAAUGACUAUGCCUGCCUCUGUACCAGAGACGGUGUCCAGUACAUGGGCAAGAACUGCGAUGAACUCUAUGAUGCCUGCUUCUUUGCUGCUUGUGAAGACUGCAUCAGCGUUCCUGGUACAUCCAAAUACAGCUGCAUCUGCCCGGAUGGACUGACAGGAGACAACUGUACAGAAGAGGUGGAUGAGUGUCAGAGCAACCCUUGCUCUGAGCCGCGUACUCUGUGUGUAGACCAGACGAACGGGUACUUCUGCAGAUGUCCUGCUGGUUAUGGAGGUCUGGAUUGCAGGACGCAUGUAACUGACUGCAUUGAUGAGCCCUGCAGGAACAAUGGCUCUUGUGCACUACAGCCAAAUGGCUUUGAAUGUCACUGUGCACCAGGGUUUGAGGGAACGACGUGUGAAGAAGACAUGAAUGAAUGUUUAUCAGAGCCCUGUCAGAAUGGUGCUAUUUGUAUAGAUGGGGUAGCAGAGUUCUUUUGUUUCUGUGUGCCCGGUUUUCAGGGUUUUAGCUGUGAGAUCGACAUCAACGAGUGUGCUUCUCAGCCCUGUGAGAACAAUGCAACCUGCAUCAACGAGAAGGACCAUUACAGGUGCGAGUGCCUGGUAGGAUUUACAGGAAUCAACUGUCAAACUGAGUUGGAUGAGUGCGAGUCCCACCCCUGUCUCAAUGGAGCCACCUGCCAUGAUCUGACUGGUUUUUACUCCUGUGAGUGUCCACCUGGGUUUGAUGGCAUCAACUGUGAGGUGGACAUUGAUGAGUGUGCCGGUAAGCCCUGUCAGAAUGGGGCCGUCUGUCUUGACAUGGUGAACAGUUAUGAGUGCGACUGCAGUGAUACAGGAUUCGAGGGGGAUAACUGUGAAGUGGACAUCCCUGAGUGUGCCUCUGAUCCCUGCCAGCACGGUGCCACAUGUCUGGAAGAAGUGAACGGAUAUACCUGUUUGUGUUGGCCAGGCUAUGAAGGGCACAACUGUGAAGAAGACAUUGAUGAGUGUGCUGAUCGGCCCUGUGAGAAUGGCGGGGAAUGUUUUGAGCGCUCUGAUCCAUCUCACUGGGUGGACUGGGAGCUGAGCUUUGCGGAUACAGCUGGAUACAUUUGCCAGUGUCAGCCAGGUUUUGCAGGAGAGAACUGCUCAGUAAAUAUUGAUGAAUGUGAAUCUGAACCUUGCCACAAUGGGGGUGCCUGCAAGGACAGGAUUAAUGGCUACAGCUGUGCAUGUCCUGUUGGAUUCUUAGGUGAACUGUGUGAAUGGGACAUUAACGAAUGUGCCAGUGAGCCCUGUCAACAUGGCGGCUGGUGUGAAGACGGCAGAGCAUCCUACACCUGCCACUGUCCUGAACCCCAGCCCAAUGAGCUUCCUUGGGGAGGGGUUCACUGUGAUGUUAAACUUUAUGGGUGUGUUGACCAUAAAUGUCAGAACGGAGCCACCUGCCUUCCAACGCUGAGAGGAGGAAGGCAUGAUCAUUCCUGCUUGUGCCCUCAUGGUUUCUAUGAUGAGCAAUGCUCCACAAGAACAACAUUUUCCUUGUCCACUCCUGGAUUUAUUCACAUUCAGGUCACUGCAGAAGAACGUAGUCGCAGGGAGGCCGAGCAUCAGGAUCACCUGGGUUUGGGGGUACAGCUUCGCUUCCGGACAACCCUACCCAACAUGUUGCUAUUUUACAGAGGGGAUGUGGAUAACUACCUUCUUCUAGAGAUUUUUAAUGGCGGUCUUCAUGCAAAAGCCUUUUCUGAAGAAUCUGAAAUGGACGUAACAAUUCCUGAGCUGGCUAGUGAUGGAGAAUGGAGAGAUGUUCAUGUGUUUAUGGAUAACAGCAGUCUUGUGUUGGAACUGAAAGGCCCUGGCUGUCACAGAGAUAGUUGUAAAGUCACAGAUGGUGCAGAAGAACCUCCGUUCCAACCCUCAAAAGCAUUUACUAAUGUUUAUAUAGGUGGGGCACCAAAUGAGCUUCUGCAGCUUUCUAGAAGUACUGCAGGGUUCAUUGGAUGUAUGGAAGACCUCAUGAUUGACUCAAAACCCAUUCUACCCCAAGCACUCCCACAGGAUCAAAGUUAUGAGUUAGGGUGUGGUAAGACUGAGUGGUGUAGGCCUGACCCAUGCCAUGGUCAUGGACGUUGUGUUGACCUGUGGAGCAGCUAUAAAUGCAGCUGCUAUCGUCCCUUCCAUGGCUGGAGCUGUUCUGAGGAAUUCUUACCAUGGACUUACAGCCAUGAGGACUCAAAAAGUUUUAGUGCCUAUGAUGUGGACAAGAGCCACGGGAGCAGCUUUAAUGUCUCUUUCUUUUUGAAGUCAUUAAAGCCAGAUGGGUUGCUGUUCCAGCUCAGGACACCCACAGACGAUGAAGGAGAGGUCUACUUCUCAGUCUACCUGAGCAUGGGGAGAGUGUUUGUCAGUUCUCUGUCUAACAGCACCCCGCUGACCGCUCCCAUUUAUGUGACCAAUGGUGAGAAGCAGUUUCUGUUUUUAGAAAUCAGAAAUGGACAUGUGAUUUUUGAUCAUGCCAGCCUUAAUUAUGGCAUUGGGAGGAUCCUUGAAGUUACUGUCAACAGUGGAGAUCAGGUCUACAUCGGAGGACUUCCAGAAGACUGGGACUCUGAUAAGUGGGGGGGGCAUUUCAAAGGCUGCCUCCAGGACGUUCGCUUGGACUCGGUACAUUUGGAUCUUACUGGCUCGAGUGAUCCAAACAAGGACACUUAUCUGUCAAGUGAUUAUGAAAAUGUGAUGGAGGGCUGCAUUAGUGAUGAUACAUGCAAGAUCCAGCCUUGUCAAAAUGGAGGAGAAUGCUCCAUUACAUUCAAUGACUUUACUUGUACAUGUCUGGAGGACUACACAGGAAAGACCUGUGAAACACGAAUGUGGUGUGCUAGUCAUCCUUGUGUCAACGGCGGCCAUUGUGUGGACCUUCCUGAUGGAUACGAAUGUUUGUACAACGCCACAUUUGAAAACAACCCUGUGAAGUUUAGUGCUGGAGGCUCACUGGCUGAAGCCAUCUCUAACAUUUAUGUGGAGCUGCGGACUCGCUCGGAGAAUGCUGUGAUCCUGAGGGCUUCCAGGGGGUCUCACCUGCUGGUGGUGGGUUUGCUGGAUUUCUCAGUCUGGGUACAAAUCCAAGAUGGUAACAACGCUGAGUCUCUGACCCUCAAAGGAACAUCUCAAGUGGCUGAUGGACGCUGGCAUCGUGUGAGCAUAUUUAAGGCUGAAAAAAAGUAUAAAACGUCUCCAUGGGUCAUCACUGUGGAUGGAAUAACAGACAGCAGCAGUGGGACAGAGCACACAGGAAGUCUUGGCUUCCUGAAUGAAAAGGGGGUCAUCGUAUCUGUAGCUGAGAGCUUCACUGGCUGCUUGGGUGCAGUGAGGUUUGAAGGCAUCUAUCUCCCUUUUGCAGAUAAUAAGAAAGCUCCACAGUCCUCACAGUUUCAUUCAGUUGGAAAUCCAAAGAUUCAUCUAGGCUGCACCAGUGCCCCAGUUUGUGACUCAGAUCCCUGCCUAAAUGGAGCCACAUGUGAAGACCUCUUCAAUAAGUUUGGCUGUGUGUGUGACACUGGUUGGGAGGGGGAGCGUUGUGAGACAGACACUAACGACUGUGCGUCUCAGCCGUGUAUUCAUGGCACCUGUGAGGACCAUUUAGGUGGUUUUCAGUGUCACUGUGCCCCUGGUUAUGCAGGCAUGUUCUGUAAGGAGGACAUCAACGAGUGUGAGCAUCAUCCUUGUGAACAUGGAGGAACAUGUCGGGAUGGAACUAACAUGUACACCUGUAUAUGCCCCGAGGACUACAGCGGCCCCCGCUGCCAGUGGGACUAUCCUCCAAUAGAGUGCACCAAAGAUGUUCAGUGUGAAAAUGAUGGGAUCUGCAGUGACGGACUCUGGGGAGCCAACUGUACCUGUAUGCCAGGUUUCACAGGCAGCAGGUGUGAAAUGGAAAUCAAUGAAUGUGAGUCCAGCCCUUGUAAGAACGGUGGCUCCUGUUUGGACCGAUACAACAUGUUUUUUUGUGAAUGCCCGCCUGGGUACAGUGGACCAGUGUGUGACAUUAAUAAACAAGCCUACGUAGAGAGCAGAUGGACAAUGGUGGCUCUCCCCCUGCUCUGCCUCUGCAUGGUGAUACUGAUCAUCGGUUUGACCUCCAUGAUCCUUUCAGCGAAGAAGAAGCGCCAGUCAGAGGGUGUGUAUAGCCCCAGUACUCAGGAACUGGCAGGAGCCCGGUUGGAAAUGGACAGCAUGCUGAAAGUCCCACCAGAGGAAAGGCUCAUAUGACACCCUUACAUGCACAAGUGCGGGUCAUUUACCAUUAAAGGUGUGACAUGUGACUGGUGCCAGUUAGAGAGGGUUAAAUGUGCUUCCCUUACUCAUUAAUACAUCCAAACAACUCACUGCUGUCAUCCUGUUUGGGAGUUUUCAGAUUCACAUGUUCUGGAGGUUUUUACUGAUAUAUUUGGUCAAUAUUUAUCUAUUUAAUUACUUAUCUACCUGUAAGAUAUAUUAUUUUACAUGCUGCAUUCAAGCUGCAGCUGGAGGUGCGGUUUCAAUCCUAAACUAGUUUAACAAAAUUUAGGAAAAAUGUGUUACAUUUAGAAAACAAGUAGGAUUGCUGUUACUCCUACAGUGUUAAUGUUUUUGUGAAAAAUAACUUAUCAGUGAAUAAAAUGGCCUGCUCAGAUUUGUUUGGCCGGAAAUUUACUGUGAAAUAAUCACACAAGUCUGAAUCAUGUUGGAAGAAAAGUUAAGAUGAAAAUGAUUUCCUACUCAGUUAUCAGUUUUUCUCCUUUCAAAAAGGCUGCAAAGGGACGUAGUCCUCAUGUACAAUCUGCCCAGCCUCCAUACUUGGUGCUUUUAAUAUUUGAGCCCACGGGUCUAUGCCAGCACAUACUGCUGUGUUGGCAUUUGUGAUUCGACACCAGCUGGUGAGAAUAGAAUCUGGUAACCCAGAAGUUAUUUCUAAGAAACCACGACAUCUUUUUGUUUUACUCUAAUAUCAGGUAUGGAAGGCUAGUGGCUAAUGUUGAGCUAACAAUGCUAACGGCAGUGGCGGGCGGUGCGUUCCACCCCUGGGCCUUCAGUGAUUUCCUAUUCAGUCCAAUCUAAUUUAAUACACCUUAAAAUACCAUCAAUAGGACAUCACAGCUGGAGAAACCUCACACACACACACACACCAGUGGCUGGUCAAGACACAUAAUUUCCAGAGUCUUUAAAAUCAAACUCGCAUUCCCAGUUGAGAGUAGGAAGCGGACCACGGAUACCGUCAAAUCUCAGAAAUGAAAGACGGGUUUAAGAGAUGAGACAAUAAAAUAAAUAAGUAAAGCAAACACAUUAUUUGCAUUUGUUUUGGAGAAAAUUGUACCGCGAAACAAUUGAACAUGUUGGCGCAGCUGCACACCACGUCAUACACAAUAUAAAUUGCAUAGAAACAGAACACAGAAUAAUUUCAUUUUGCCAGUUUAUUUCGUUACCAUUUAUUGAUUAUUAACAAAAUAAAAUGACAAAACAUUAAAAAAAAUACUAAUAAAAUGUUUCUACUCACCAACAUAAAUGUCCAGCAUGGAUCUCCUCCUCUCCUGCUCAUUAGAAAAUAAAAUCCAUCCUUCUUUCUUUCCUCAGGAAAACCUCAGUGGCUCUGUACAGUUUAUCUGUGCGCUUCAGGUCCAUGAGUGGAUCCUUUUCUACGGACAUGGAGGCUAAUGCUGAAAGACGUGUCUGCCCGGUCGUGUUUCUGGCGUACUUUUUAACGCGCUUUAAUGCUACCAAAUCCAUCUGAUGCGAGCAACAGGCAUUCCCAGCAGAAUAACCUGCAGCGGUUCUCUGAAGCUGUUAGCCAUGGGUACCGUUCAUAGUUGCUUGUCUGAAAAUGACGAACAAAUCCUUUCCCCUGCUGGGACAAGCCAGCUAGCGUUGGAGUCAGACGACCUGUUCUCACAAUAUCCAUUUUUUCUUGAAAGGUCCGUCUUGAAAAUGGUGUGGCAAGUUGAUCUGCAACCAAGUCUGUCUCUUCUCCUCUUUCAGCCAUCAUGUGUUCAAAAAUACACCGAUAGCUGCCUAUAGGUACAAAUCUCCGUGUUUAGUUUUGAUAUUUUGCUUCAUGCCGCUAGAAAAGUUCUAACUACUGCUUAUCCAAUCACAGGAUGCGUUCAUGUCAACUUUUGCGUGAGGCCAGCUAGCUGGCCCGGGCCAAGCUGACUCGUGAGCUGAUUGGCUAUCGCAACUAGACCGUCUCUGUUCACUUACAGCGGACAGUGGGCUUCUCGAUUGAUUCUGAAGGCCUAGAGCAGACUUAAUCUGCCUGAAAACACAAGCUAGCUUAAAUCUGAUUGGAUAACACCCAGCCUUGGUAUUUUAACACUGGAAGCAGCACAGCCAAGUGGGUAUAAUAGGAUAUAAAGAAAAUAGACCAGUAAACAUUUUUUUUAGUUAAAAAUAAUUACCAAAGGAAAGAAAAUACAUUUACGCUUUUGAGUAUGUUUAGGCCAGCAGAGAAGGCUUUGCUGGCCCUGACUGCCCACCACUGGCUAACGGUGAAUUAGAAGAAAAAAGUCAGCUCUAAAAAUAUCUCAAUGUAAGGUUUCCAACCAAUAACUUGCAUUUUAUUUAUCUACUUAUCAACUUACUGUGUAUGACUUGACUUUGCUCGUCUUCUAGAACUUUCUGAAGCUGAUUAGUGGCUAGCAUGGCAUGGGGGUGUGGCUGAAAACUGACUCGUUUUUAUAUUGAUGGACUGAAGUACCCAUAUUUGACCCCAAAAUGUGAAUAUUACUUCUUGCACCUUUAGGUUUUGAUAAAACCUUGAGAAAAUAUCUAAAUAAAACAGUACCUGUGUCAUUCUAUUUUACUCAUGCUAGUCAGACUUUCUGUAUCGUCCACAACAAUGAAGUGGUUAGUAUCAAUCUCCCACACAGUUAGUCACAGGUUCAAAUUUCAGUUGGGACCUCUCAGCUCGGCGCAUCUCUGUCUGAUCGCGGCUCCUGUCUGCUGCGCAGGCUGCCGGCUUGUGGAGAUCUCGGAUGGAAACAGAUGUUUUCCACCCGGUUCUCCCCAGCUGCAGCUCUGCGCAUCUCAGAUCGCAGCGGCGCUUGUCUGCUGUGCGGCUGCCGGCUUGUGAAGCUCUCGGGAGACCUCUGUGUUCCACUCGGUUUUACCCAGCGGUCAGCCGGGCGUAUCUCUGACUCAGAAGCUCUGGUGUUGUGCACAGUUAACUCCGGUUGUAGCUAGGUUGCUACCUCCAUUAGCUUAGCUCCCACCUCCGCGUUAACUUUGGGUUAGCUUCAGGUUAGCUUGUAGCUAGUUCGACUGGGUGUCGUCAGUUGAUCCCAGCCUUACAGCCCCACCCUCAGCUCCACCUCUCUUCCCUUUUGUGGAAUUGUCUGGGCUUGACGGAACCUGUGACACGGUCAAAAUGGCGGUGGUGGCCACCUCCCAUUUAGCCUCAAAAACGUGUUAUUAGAGCCUAUGAAAACCCAUUGUCCAUUUAUGUACAUGUCGAUGAUCACAGUAUGUCUGCCACCUGCAUGAACAACCAACUGCCCAAAAUGUAAAUGAAGCCAGAUACAAAGCAUUCUGCAUGGCAUCAUCAGCUUUGCCAGCAUUAUUUAUCCCCCCACAAAUGAUGCCCUGUAUCAACACUUCAAAAGGGCAAACUGCCAAGCAGUCAUAAUGAGGUCAGCUCUGAAAGCUAAGAUAUGUGCCCCCCUCAUGCUGGUAAUUGAUGGCACAUUGAGGAUGGUAAGCUGACAGUUUCCUGGAUGACUAGAAAUCCUGCCCCUGACAGUGUAAUGCAGGUAGUUCAUUGUGGUUGCAGGCAGGGCAACCUCUGUCACAGCGGCAGGUGGAGUUUGAGCGGGUGCGCUUUACCGACUUCUGGGGAGGUUUGUUACCGGAAGACAAGACGAAUGGCUCUCGGCUCUCGUAAUUCACUUUGAAAACCCGUUCAAAAGAUUUGAUUCGUUCGUGAACGUCACAUUCAGGACAUGUUGGACAAGUGACAACAGUACUUGGAGUUUGGUAAGAGUUAAGUUUUUUUUACAUGAAUUACCCAUAAAAUAUUGGAUGAUUAUUUUUCUUAUAAUAAAAAGUGAAAAUUACAUUUCAUUUUUGCAAAAAUGAAAAUUGAUCAGUGAUUCUUGAUGACUGAACUCAUGAAUUAUUGUGGGGUAUAUUAUAAAUUACUAGCCUAGUGAACUAGACCAAAUUCUUGCUUUGCAAAGUUUGUAUAUAUUAUAUUAUAUAGUAUAUAUUCACAUAUAUAGUCUGGCUUGCCAGGCUAAUAAAUUACAACAAAAGUAAAUAAUGAUUGGGUCACUAUGACUUCAUGUGAUUAGUUCACACAUAAUUAUAAAAUUCAGAAUAAAAAUCUGUUCUUUCACACUUUAAUUGGUAUGCAACAAGUUAGCUGUUAUUUUGAUAGAGGUGAUGAAUUCUGUAAUCUUUUUGAUUUUGGUUGUCAUAGGUCUUGGUUUCAUCUAAAGUUAUCUGAAGGAGCAACCUGUGGUGCACCCAGGUGACAUGUAAUUUUCUUCAGAGGAGGAGGACUUCUUUUGCACCAUCAGGCAGGGCAAUGUUCAGGAAAACUCCAAGCAGCUGGAGUCCUACCUGGCCUGUCCAGCUGCUUCUAUGGAUGUCCUGAAAUCUUUUCCAGCAGUUUGGAAUUUGCCACUGCAGCUGAACAUACCUCUGCUUGCUUCAGCUGCUUGUGAGGGGCUUUUCAGCACUGCAGGACUCAUUUUCAGAGCCACAAGGACAUGUGUUGAUGCAAAGAACUUUGAGAACCAACCAGUUUCUGAUGAAGCUCAAUAAAAGGUUUAUUUAGUUUUGUAGAGGUAAUUCCUCUCAAAAGGAAAAAAAUGCAUGAAGAUCUGAAGGGGCUUUGAUUCAAUGUUUUAAGUCAAAUUGGCAAAAUUGAAAACAAUUGCAGUUCAAAUUUUUACAGGCAAGCCUUUUGAGGACCGGGGUAGGUGUGCAUAACCAUAUCUACUCACCUUCAGCCCACCUCUUUUGAACCAUCAAUGUGAUUUUUUUAUGUAAACGUCAGUUAACGAUUGUUGUGUUGUUGGAAUAAACUUCUCAACCCAAUCCAGAA
Molecule: messenger RNA, 9400 nt
Organism: Nothobranchius furzeri (turquoise killifish)
Lineage: Eukaryota; Metazoa; Chordata; Actinopteri; Cyprinodontiformes; Nothobranchiidae
Gene: crb2a
Product: crumbs cell polarity complex component 2a
Molecular function (GO): calcium ion binding
Source: RefSeq, a predicted model, not a curated record